Messenger RNA from Pleurotus ostreatus (oyster mushroom), 807 nucleotides. RefSeq lists its product as uncharacterized. Bases 1 to 807 code for a protein of 268 amino acids. The transcript has 4 exons. The record is from RefSeq and is a predicted model, not a curated record. Lineage: Eukaryota; Fungi; Basidiomycota; Agaricomycetes; Agaricales; Pleurotaceae.
AUGAACCCCCAACCCCAACUCCUCCAUGACAUCCUAACGUCGCCCACAUCAUCCUUAUCAUCUCCUGGUUUCAGGCCACCAACAUCAACCUCCCGCUGGACCUUGUGCUGGAUCCAGGGAUCGCCGUAUUCCCCCCAGCCCCCCUAUGCCGGCCAAUCUGCCUUCGCGCCACUUCCAAUCUCGGCAAACUCCUGCGAUCCAGUCCGUCGCGCUCUCAUCCAACACCUGGAUCGCCCUCGACAACCGCGCCGUGCUCUGGGACUCGCUCGAGUACCGGCGGGGUGUGCUCGGCCGCGGGGUCCUGCUCUUGUGAAACUUGCGCACCAGGGCAUUUCGGUGCGACAUGCCAGAGCUGUGAGGCUGGUGAAGAAUGUCCCCGCGACGUGCAACUGUCUGAACGGCAUCUGCGGCGCAAACGGCGAGUGCGCGUGCAACGCGGGGUUCGUGAAGGCGGAUAACGGGCACACCAGUGCCCACAUCGAAGUCCAGCGGCACUAUCUGCCCUCAAGUCGAACAAUGCAACGAUUACAGCCAGUGGCUGUACAGCCGCCUCCGAAUUGCAUCUUACGCAGCCCCUGCUUUGCGUCCGUCUUCCUCAUCCCCAAUGACCUCCUUGCCGCCGCGAACGUGGCCCUCUACGGUGGUGGCUGCAAAUUGCGCAAGCGCCUUGCCUUAUCGGGUAGUUCCGGUUGGGCGCUUAAUCAAUGGGUAAAACCCAUUGUCUACCCAGCCCCCCGCGCAGCACACGCUACUGCCUUCACUGUACGGGCACCCAGGCAGCCCGCACUGAGGGAUGAAGCUUUGUAG